AUGGCGCUGCGCCGGCCCGCCAGGCGGGGUGGCCUAAAAACAGCGGCUGUGACACUUGCGAUCGUUCUGGUUCUGGGAUGCAUCGCGCUUUUGUAUUCAGCGAGCGACAGCGCGCACACAGACGCGCCGCGCAAGGUAAGAGCAGCGUCAGCGUCAGCAAGCAACGCCUUCUGGUAUUUUCAUGUGCCUGGGAGAUGUGCGGGCAUGGGGGCCCAUGCCCCUUCUCAAAGGCUUGGUACACUUGACGAGGCGACGGACCUGGCUGAGAAGCAGGAGCAGCAGCAGCAGCACCGGCAGCAGGCACGCACUGCCGCAAAAGGCCGGCGCUGGGGGGCAGCCAACCCUGGCCAGCUCAAGGGAGCGGUGCCAGAGGCGAUCAAGCAGCGGUGCGCAUUGACGCUGGGCACCUGGUGUGUGGACUACCUCACCCAGAAGGGCGUGCCGGCGGUAACGGCGCCGCGUGGCAGCAAGACCUGCAGCAUGAACUGUAACAAGGCGAGUGGCAUCUCUGUUGCAAGGGAAUCCAGGUCAGGCUGGCGUGGCUUCAACUGCAUCCACCCGGCGAAGCGCUUCUGCACGCACACAUACCGGCAGUGGGGGUUUGAGCCGCAGCGCAUGCCUCCCAACCUGCCCAACACGGGAGCAGAUCCCAACUCCAUGCCCUACUCCCGAUGUGCAGCGGGGUACUGCGACGAGACUGUGGCCGCGUGCUACUGCCCCUCCAACACCACCUACGGUCGGGUACCUGCUCCGGAGGAUGCGCCCAUGGACGCCCCGCCGCAGCGGCACGGCCGGCCGCUGCAUGCGGAUUGCCAGCCGAACAACUUUCUGGGAGGCACUCGUGAGCCGGAUGAAAUCUUCGGGCCCGAGGGGUGGUGCAUGUCUGCACAGCCCAAGAUCCAGUGCGGCUGCAAUGCGCCUGACUGGACAUACGCUUUCGAGCCUGGGUUCCUGGAAAUGCUGAUGCAGAGCGAGCACCGCACGCUGGACGCCGAGGAGGCGGACUUCUUCUACGUGCCUGUCUUCACCAGCUGCUUCAUCUGGCCCGUGCGGGACGGCGCCGACAGCCUGUACGACUUCUUUUAUUCUGUCGGGCACAAUCGGGUGCAGGGCGCCACCAACAUGCUGCUGGAGGCCUUUCACUGGAUACAGUCGCACCAGCCCUGGUGGGAGCGGCGUGGCGGUCGGGACCACAUCUGGCUGGUCACGCACGACGAGGGCAGCUGCUGGGUGCCCGCCGCCAUCCGCCCCAGCAUCAUCUUGAGCCACUGGGGACGCACAGACCUGAACCACUCCAGCCUCUCUGGCUACCAUUACAUGGACAGCUACAGCUUGGACAACCAUCAUGCGCAGGCAUCACAUGUGCAUUGCAGUUUGAGCCGGAGGGUUACCUUCAGAAGCUGGGGACAUUCCCAUGCUUCGACCCAACUAAGGUGAGCGAGCGACCGCCACCAAGGGCGCCAUGCACUUGUGCCUCUCUUUCCCCUCCCCAGAGCUGCUGUCUGUUGUUGCGCCGCGCUUGGCGUGGACUAACAGGCGGCAAUGCCACCUGCCCCACAUUGAAGCAACGAAUCGCUGCCCAACCAACCACGGCGGCUCCAUGCAGGACCUGGUUGUCCCCCCUCUGAAGAAGCCUGAUCACUGGCGCAACUCUCCACUGCUGGGCGCACCCACCCGCGAGCGCAUCUGGCUGGCCUUCCACAGGGGCCGGGUGAGCACCCAGUCGGUCGGAGAUUUAUAGUGCACGCCUGCAACAACGCCAGCUUCUGGCAGGUUGCCCUGCUUUGCGCAGCGCAGCUUGUGGGAGGCCUGCUGCUGAAGCAGGGCCAGGACGUUCACCAUGCUGCCUGGCCCGGUUUGAGCCUGCAGGUGCAGCACCAUCUGCCGCGCUUCUCACGCGGCAGCCGGCAGCGCGUGGACAACGUGUCAAGGGAGC
Messenger RNA from Chlorella variabilis, 1936 nucleotides. RefSeq lists its product as hypothetical. The transcript has 11 exons. Gene Ontology annotation, molecular function: glycosyltransferase activity. NCBI's taxonomy places the organism in Eukaryota, Viridiplantae, Chlorophyta, Trebouxiophyceae, Chlorellales, Chlorellaceae. The record is from RefSeq and is a predicted model, not a curated record. The coding region runs from base 1 to 1437 and encodes 478 amino acids.